AUGGCUUCAAGGAAAAAAAUGAGCAGGCGACCACGAAAGAGGGGACACACCAAAAGGAAAAGGCGCAUCAUCCGAAAGAAAAAACUGAGAUCUGUCAAGCGAUACCAACGUCAGAAGCGGUCAGCUAGAACCAGAUCAAGGUUGCCCAAAAGACUGCCAAAAAGACUGCCCAAAAGAGUGCCAACUAAGAAGGUACGAAUGACCAGAGAUGCUUGGGGCAUGUUGCACUCCUACGUAGAUGGCAUCUACAGGAAAGUCUCUGGGGAAGCUGAACGUCUAAGGAAAAAAGAACGAAGGCCUUCUGUCAUAUCUUCAGAUGUCCAAUCUGCACUGAGGCAGAUCAUGCCAAAGAAAGAGAGCAGGCGAGGCACCAGGAUUCGUUAG
Messenger RNA from Anolis sagrei ordinatus, 384 nucleotides. RefSeq lists its product as uncharacterized. Gene Ontology annotation, cellular component: nucleosome. Lineage: Eukaryota; Metazoa; Chordata; Lepidosauria; Squamata; Anolidae. The record is from RefSeq and is a predicted model, not a curated record. Gene Ontology annotation, molecular function: protein heterodimerization activity; DNA binding; structural constituent of chromatin.